Molecule: messenger RNA, 352 nt
Organism: Staurois parvus
Lineage: Eukaryota; Metazoa; Chordata; Amphibia; Anura; Ranidae
Source: the annotation of a GenBank genome assembly
UCAUGCUGCUGCCAGGUCCAGAGUCUCUCAUGGGUCCCUGUACGGCCUCCCAUUGCUGCUGCUGUCUCCAUCGCCACACUCUGCCAUGUGCCACUUUCAGGUCUCCUCACACAUUGCUGGUAGUGUUCCAUUUUUUGUCAUAGGGUGCUGGCAGAUUACGGGCCUCCCAUAGCUGCUGCCAGGCCCCUAAUCUGCCAUGGGCCCCUAUACCCGCCUCCUCAUGCUGCUGCCAGGUCCAGAGUCUCUCAUGGGUCCCUGUACGGCCUCCCAUUGCUGCUGUCUCCAUCGCCACACUCUGCCAUGUGCCACUUUCAGGUCUCCUCACACACUGCUGGUGUGUUCCAUUUUUUGU